UCAGCUUUUUCACGCCUAUUCUCACCCUUCGUGACCCUUAUUUUGACUCUUCUGACCCGUUCAAGCUUUUUCUCUUUCAAAUACGAUGGAGAUGGCAUUGGGAAGAUUCAGGCUUUGGCGAUGAUUCUUAAGGAGAAUAUCGAUCAUGUGCGGUUGGAUUUUGAUAGGGCCGAAAUAGUCUUUCUGGUGGAUGCAUCAUCCUCCGUAGGCGAGGAAAAUUUCCGAAGCGAAUUGAACUUCGUCCGGAAAUUACUAUCUGAUCUUAGGGUAGAACACACAGCGACAAGAGUUGCGGUCGUAACUUUCGGGGGAAAAGGCAUCUCGAGGAACAUUGAUCAGAUUACGUCCGCCGAAUUCGCUGGGGACAAGUGUCGAUUGUUGAAUGAAGAGUUGAGAAAGAUCAACUAUACUGGAGGCGGAACUUAUACGAAAGGAGCACUUCUGGAAGCUGUAACAAUUCUCAAAAGAAGUCGGGAAGACACUAAGAAGGUGGUAUUCUUAAUUACUGAUGGAUUCAGUAAUGGAGGAGACCCGAGACCAGUCGCGGAAAUAUUGAAAACCCUGGGAGCAGUGAUAUUAACCUUCGGUAUUCGAACCGGAAAUGUCGAAGAACUUCAUGAUAUAGCCAGUGAGCCUGGUUACACCCACAGCUAUCUUCUCGAUUCGUUCAAGGAGUUUGAGACAUUGGCGCGACAUGCACUUCACAGAGACUUGAAGGAAGGAAAAUACGUUAUCUUGAAAUCGAGAAAUCUAUGUCAAAUCCUUUGCAAAAACACAUCUAACAUAAUCAAUGGAAGCUGUUGUAAUGAUCUAGCUGAAUGUGCGUGCGGUACCACUAGUGGUCAUUACGCCUGGCUCUGUCCGGUUGGAUAUUAUGGGUCUGGACUCAGAGGAAAUUGUUACCCCUGUCCAAACCGCACCUACGGGUACUCAGAAACCCCAGGGGACUCCUUCUCCAACUGCCAUCCCUGCCCUAGUCCCAACCACAUAACCCUGAAAACCCCUGCCACUUCCCCUCACGACUGCAUUUGCGCCUCAGGCUUCAUUUCAAAUGGCCCUACAUGUCAACCGAUCACCUGCCCCAAGCUGAAGGUUCCUGAGAAUGGUUACCUAGUAAAAGCGAAUGCCUGUAACAAUAUGGUGAACGCAGUCUGCGGUCUUCGCUGUAAGAUUGGCUUUAAACUGAUUGGAGACAGCAUAAGACUCUGCGGAAGGGACGGCAAUUGGUCAGGAAUAGAAGCCCAAUGUCUCCUGAAGACAUGUUCAGUGUUGAAAGCACCGCCUAACGGGGAAGUUGAAUGCGAGUAUGACGAAGAGUAUGCGAACCAGAAAUUUCCGAAACUUGACGCUUCUGCAAUGCCGAUCGACACCAAGUGUCAAUUCAAAUGCAGUCAGGGGUAUCAGCUGCUGGGCAGCAAAGUCAGGAAUUGUCUUCCUGUCUCUAGGUGGGAUGGGCUUAAGGUGACAUGCAAACAGAUCAAGUGUGAAUCGUUGAAGAACAUUGCUCAUGGACUCGUCACACCUGAUACCUGUCUAUCUAUGAAGAAGCUACCUUUCGGAACUGUCUGCAAUGUGUCUUGCGAAGAAGGCUUCGUUCUUCAGGGACCAGCGGUCAGAAAAUGCACGGGAAACAACGCAACGGGAGGAUUGUGGAGUGAGAGACACAGUGUUACUAAGUGCGUUGAUAAGACACCUCCGGUGAUCAGGUGUUCUUCUAAUUCAACUUGGAAAACUGCACCUGGGAAAAGAUACUCUUUGCCCAGAUGGGAGGAACCUCAAGUGAGUGAUAACAGUGAUGAGAAGGUGCAAGUUUGGACGAAACCACAUUUGAAGUUUCCUUGGAAGGCGAAAAUUGGACUGCAGGUGGUGACUCACGUCGCGCAGGAUGCCGCGGGGAAUCGUGCCAGGUGCAGAUUUAGUGUCGAAACUCUAGAUGAAGAACCACCUCAAGUUCAAAACUGCGGAAGCUUCUUUCCGAUCGGCACGACCAGCGUCACCUACACCGCGAGGGAUCUCAGUAAAAAUAUCCUCCAAUGUGUCAUAAAUAUCACAGUGCAGAACGUCUGCGAAGAACCCCCUCCCUUAUCAAACGGUCACUUGACUUGCGAGGAAUCAUCCUCCGACGGUGCUCAGUGCGUCAUCACCUGUGACGAGGGGUACGUCUUUCCCCUGACACCUUCAGCUAACGCUAUGGACCAAGUUGUCCUCUCCUGCAGUGCCCAAAACAUCUGGAACCACUCCCUACCGUCAUCCUGUUUGAUAACAGAGAUUCCAGGAUCGGUCGAAUCCACAGGAACUAUCAUCCUGGAAUCCUCAGAGAUCUGCUCGAACUCUUCUCUCCUUGAAUACCUGAAAAUCAAAAUCCAUCAGGAUCUAGCCACCAACCUCCCUGAUCAAUGUUCCGCCAACGGCCUCGACUGCCACCCCUCCUACCUAGACCUGGACUGCACGGAAUCCCUUCCGGCGACCACCAAAAUCCUCAGGAGGUCUCUCCCCUUCAGACCGGCGAAGCGAAGACGCGAUAGGAUCGAGAUAACUUUUCGAAUCCUCAGUCGAAUCAUCUCGGAACAUCGAAGGGACCCCGAGGGGGGCAUCCAGAGGCUCCGCAAUGAGCUUCUGAGCCUGACGAGAUCAGGCAAAUUAAACCUUUUAAACGAGAAGACCAACCAAGAGAUAGCUAACUUAGUACUGAACCUGAAGACUCUGUUUGACACUGAUAUCAAGAAUGUCUGUGACCCCGGGAAGGUCAUGAGAAGGUUCAAGUGUGUUAAAUGCCCCAUGGGGACUUUCCAUAAUGUCAACCGGGGGUCCUGCCAAGCCUGCAAACUGUCCGAGUACCAGGAUAAUCCCGGUUCGACUUUCUGUCAGAAGUGUCCAAGAAGCAUGUCGACGAGGAGAAUGCACUCGACCAGUCGACAUGACUGUGUGAAUACCUGUCAACCAGGAUAUUAUUCUAGACGAAGAUAUCACAAGGAUCAGAGGAUGUCUCUGGAGCCUUGCACCCCCUGCGGCAUAGGAUUCUAUCAGCUUCUCCAGGGGGCGACAGCAUGUGCCAUCUGUCCCACCAACACUACGACAGACUUUCCAGGAUCUGUGGACCUCCAACAAUGCAGAUCGAUCGAGCCUCCUGACCCCUGCGAACCCGACUCCUGCCUUAAUAAUGGAACCUGUAUUCCUGGAGGGUUUGGUUUCUGCUGCGAGUGUCUACCUGAAUUUACCGGAUCGCGAUGUGAAAGCAUCAGAAACUUCUGCGAGUCGUCACCGUGUCUGAACGCAGGGACCUGCCAGUCCAUCGAGACAUCUUACGUCUGUAGUUGUCCUGAAGGCUUCACCGGCUUCACCUGCGAGACCUACAUCGACGAGUGCUCGUCCAACCCCUGUCAGGAUAACUCAACCUGCAUCAGCACGGAAACAGACUUUCAUUGCCACUGUCUCGACAACUUCGGAGGUGAAUUCUGUGAGAUUUCCUUGGAUCUCUGUCAACCAGGCACCUGCGAGGAAGGCUCCACCUGUAUCAUCAUUAACAACACCUGGACCUGCCUCUGCAAGCCAGGAUUCCUCGGUCGUCACUGUGACCUCGUCCCUUGUGACUGGUUACCCUGUCAUCCAAACGCUAUGUGCAUCGAUCUCGGGGAGAUCAAUGCCACUCACGACUCCUUCAGGUGUGAUUGUCCACCUGGAUUCCAGGGGGAGAACUGUCUCACCAGAAUCGACCACUGCGACAAUUCCCCCUGUCAAAAUUCAGGGAUCUGCAUCAACAAUCUAACUAAUUUCACGUGUAGUUGUCCGCUGGAAUAUGAUGGUCUCACCUGCGAAGUUAAGUUAUCUUCAGACUACUUACUGACCUUUGUAGAGCCUGGAACGACGAAUUUUGUCCUGCUUGAUGGACCCGAAGAGGAUCUACGAGAAUUUACCAUCUGCCUCUAGAUCCAGUCGAGGGAUACCUUCAAUUACGGAACUGUCUUCUCUUAUGCAACAGCAGGUGAAGAGAACAACAUCACCUUAACCGACUACAAUGGACUGGUUAUCUACGUUAAUGGAGAGAAAGUGAUCACGGAUAUCAGCCUGAAUGAUGGAUUCUGGCAUUUCGUAUGUGUAAUUUGGGAGAUCGAAGGAACCUGGUCUAUCUACGUUGAUGGAGUGCUUGAGGAGCACGGUCAGGAUCUCUCUUCAGGGUUUUUCAUCCCUGCAAAUGGAACUAUUGUGAUCGGGCAGGAGCAGGAUUAUCUCGAGGGGGGUUUCUCAGCGUCUGAAUCCUUCCUGGGGAUGCUGACUCUGCUGGAUGUGUGGAAAACAGCUUUAGAUGAGAAUAUCGCUCAGAGCAUGAAGGAGCACUGUGAGGAUUACUCAGGAUCGUUGAUCCCCUGGUCUAUUAUGAGAAAACGUCUCCAUGGAAAUGUGAGGAUUCUGGUGAGUCCGUUCUGCCGCGGAUGUACGUCACCACCAGCUCCUGCGAGGGGAUACGUUAAACUGAGUGAAGAUGGACUGAAUGCUGUGUAUUUUUGCGAACGUGGCUAUCAGUUCCCCAGAGGUCGAGUCCUCGGCAACUCGUACUACUUCAACGACGAGAUCUUCUACACCUGCGAGGAGGGCUACGAUCUGUGGGGAAAUCCCCACAGGGUCUGCAGCGCAGACGGCCGCUGGACCGGCCGCCCUCCGAUCUGCAUCGGCGUCACCUGCAAGAACCUCCUGGCACCAGUGAACGGAGACAUCGAGUAUAUCAUCGAGGAACAUGAGCGAGACGACAUCACCAUCCUUCAAGUUGGUCAGCAACUAGACUUCAAGUGCAAUCCUGGGUUUAAACUCGUGGGGGAGAGGAUUCUAACGUGCUCUGAAAACGGUUUCUGGGACCACGAGGUGCCUGAAUGCAUCUCCAUGGGCUGUCAUCUACCAACAAUUCCUGUUGUCAUCCUCAAUGUCAGUUUGGAGAUCUCCAAUGAGACCUUUUUCGUACAUGAUGAGGUGCUCGAGGUGUCCUGCGCCCCUGGAUUUCCCUUUAGAGAUGCUUUGCAGAAGCACUUCCUGAAAUGUUCUCAGGAUGGCACCUGGAAUUCCACCUCUGAUUGUCGACCCGCCAGGUGUCCAAGACCUACAAUCCCUCAUGGGGAGAUCGUAAAUCAUAUUGAAGACGCUGCACCUGGAGGAAACCUGUCCUUUCAAUGCGAGGAAGGUUUCAAAGCCCUUCCAGAAGAGAUCGUCUGUAAGGAUGAUGGCACCUGGUCGACGACCCCUGAAUGUCGACCAUUGAAGUGCCCCGGGGUCUCGAUCCACCCGAUAGCCUCUCUCUUCAUCAACAAGUCAUUAUCAACGAGAGUUGAUCAGUUCACCCUAGCCAUCGAGGGGGACAAACUCGGGGACAAUUUGAUGCUUCGUUGCAGAGACGAGUCAAAGCAGCUGAUUGUCAAUGACACGAAGUAUCAGAACGUCUCCUGGAGGUGUGGGGAGGACGAAGAAUGGAUACUUCAGCCCCUCCCAGGGGCUUUCCUCGAUGACGAGGGGUUGAAGAAGUUGUUGCUGACUGAGGAUUUGUGCGAGGGGAGGUGUCCACCCCCUAUGGCUCCAGCAAACGCUGUUCUAGUUCCCUCGAGUAUCACUGAGUGGAGGGUCAACGUGACUGUCAAUUAUGUCUGCAAACCUGGGUUCGUCCUCCAGGGGCUGGCGACAGCGACCUGCACCCCCUCAGGAACUUUGUCUGGGCUGUCUCUCUGCAGACCCAUUGAAUGUGACGAUCCCCCGAAGGUGACGAAUGCUGAGGUGAUCCUGGGGUCCAACCAUUCUCAUCAUGCUGUCGGGGAUGUGGUGACUUAUCAGUGCCUUCAGGGGUUCAGGAUGUUUGGGCAGAGGAGCUCGAAGUGCCUGGAGUCCUCUAAAUGGAGCAGGGUCCAAGGACAGUGUUCGAGGAUCUCCUGUGGGAAACCAAAGGUUUCGGAGGGGGUGAAACUCGAAGGGAAGUCUUAUCUUUACAUGGAGGAACUGGGGUAUGACUGUGGGGGCGGGAGGAAGGGGGUGAUGAAGUGUCUGGAGGAUGGACUUUGGAGUGGAAUUCCUGAUUGUUGA
Molecule: messenger RNA, 6057 nt
Organism: Diachasma alloeum
Lineage: Eukaryota; Metazoa; Arthropoda; Insecta; Hymenoptera; Braconidae
Product: sushi, von Willebrand factor type A, EGF and pentraxin domain-containing protein 1-like
Molecular function (GO): calcium ion binding
Source: RefSeq, a predicted model, not a curated record